Molecule: messenger RNA, 4401 nt
Organism: Linepithema humile (Argentine ant)
Lineage: Eukaryota; Metazoa; Arthropoda; Insecta; Hymenoptera; Formicidae
Source: RefSeq, a predicted model, not a curated record
GGCGAAGGAAAAUAACUAAUCCCAUCCUGUGGGAUAGGGUUAUCGCCUUCUCGCUCGGUGACAUGCUGGCUCGUAAGAUUGGCCUGAAUACCGGAGGAGAGGCGCGUAAGUGGAGAAGGGGGAGAACAGUCAGUCAGUCGCACAGACCAGCCUCGUUCCUGAUAGCAACCGGCACAGCGGUCGUUACCUGUCGAGGUGGUGGUAGCGCGGAACAGCAGGUGGGGAGCAGAACACCUGGAUGACUUCCUGCCAGAGAGUAAGCGCCUCAGUCCUCAGGAAAGAACGCCCGACAUCGGUACGAAAGUUUCGAGAGUCGCCGUAGUACCGUCCACGAGUACUGUCAGUGGGCACACGAGCAGGGUCCACAUUGCCGCUCUAACCCUCGCACGAACGUAUCUGGGGAAGGCACCUGGGGUUCGCGUUCAGUGUUCCGAAAGAGAGGAAAAAAAGAUUCGCUCGCCGAAAUGACGUUUUUCCCGAAGAAGUGCAUUCGGUGAAUUCUCGCGGGACCGACGGAGUGCGCUUUUUGCGAGCGUAUUAUUAUCCCGAAUCGAAGUGGUAACCGAACUACUCAGAGUUUUUCUACAAACUGUCUCGACGUACUGAGGGGACGUUCGGAGUUCACGUGGAAAAUCGUACUCGUCGAGGAGAUGGAACGCAAAAUCGCGACAUUUUUCUUCCUUUGCAUUGCUCUGGUCGUCAAAGGCACCAAUGGCGCCGGAUGUGGUUAUCCAGGCGCACCGGCGCACAGCAGCGUUCGUUUCACCGGCACAGACAUCGAUGACGUGAUAGACGAGGAGGAUGCCCUGCUUAAGGACACCGCGUUACCGGAGGGCACUGUAGCCACGUAUUCCUGCGAACGAGGAUUCGAGCUGCUCGGACCGACGAGAAGGGAAUGCCAGGCCGACGGCACGUGGACGCCGGAAGGCGUGCCCUUCUGCGUUCUGAACGUGGCCGGCGGCAAAGCACCGAUGCAGUCCAGCAGUAUGGACGGCGGAAUUCCGCAACGCGCCGUCGACGGAAGCAGCGGCCAGAUUUACACGCCGCAAACCUGCACCUUGACGAGGCUCGAGCACAAGCCGUGGUGGUACGUAAACCUGCUGGAGCCGUACAUGGUGCAGCUGGUGCGUCUGGACUUCGGCAAACCGUGUUGCGUUAAUGGCAGCUCCGGCACCAUCGUCGUUCGCGUUGGUAACAAUCGGCCGGACUUGGGAAUGAAUCCCAUUUGCAAUCGGUUCUCCGGAACUCUGGAGGAAGGGCAGUCCCUCUUCCUGCCUUGCAACCCGCCGAUGCCGGGAGCUUUCGUCUCGGUGCACCUCGAGGCGACAGUAUCCGCCGAUAUUCCCGUGCAGCUGUCCUUGUGCGAGGCGUUCGUCUAUACCGAUCAAGCUCUGCCGAUCGAGAGGUGUCCUCAAUUUCGGGAUCAGCCGCCAGGAUCUACGGCGACCUACAACGGCAAGUGCUACAUAUUUUACAAUCACCAGCCGUUGAUGUUUGGCGAGGCUCUGAACUUCUGCCGCAAGCGAGACGGCACGCUCGUGGACGAAAGUAAUCCCGCUCUGCAGGGAUUCGUUUCGUGGGAGCUGUGGAGGCGGCAUAGGAGCGACACAUCCAGUCAGUAUUGGAUGGGCGCGGUUAGGGAUGAGAAAGAUCCGACGUUGUGGAGGUGGACCGGAAGUGGUGAGGAGGUGUCCGUCUCGUUCUGGAGCACGCCGCAAGGCAUCGAAAACAAUUGCGCUCGGUACGACGGCAACAAAGGCUGGCUUUGGUCGGCUACACCUUGCGUAGCCCGGCUUAAUUUCAUCUGUCAGCAUCAACCACGGGCCUGCGGCAGACCCGAGCAGCCGCCGAAUUCCACGAUGAUAGUGUCCACUGGCCCGUCCACCAGGAUUUCCAGUGGCGUGUACGAAGUCGGAGCGGCGGUGGAGUACAGUUGUAACGCGGGCAGCCUUCUGAUCGGGCCGGCGACUCGCACUUGCCUCGACACCGGUUUCUACAACGAGUUUCCGCCGGUGUGCAAAAGUAUUGAGUGCGGCUAUCCCGCGAGCAUAGAACACGGUGGCUACACGCUCAUCAAUAACACCGUCAGUUACCUCAGCCAAGUGCUUUACUCCUGCGAAGAGGGAUACGAGAUGACCGGUCGCGCCCGGUUGACCUGCGACAUCGACGAACGUUGGAACGGUCCGCCGCCGCGAUGCGAGCCGGUUCGCUGCGAUCCACCGGCCACGGUCGCGCACAGUUCCAUCCGAAUAGACGAUGGCAACAAAGGCAAAAAUGUUCCGGCACGGAAUAACUUCAAUCAAAGUCUGCUGGUCGGCAGUAUCGUCACUUACACGUGCGACAAAGGCUAUCAGCUCGAUGGUGUCCGGCAAAUACUCUGUUUAGCUACUGGAUUGUACGAUCACGUCCCACCCACUUGCACAGAACAACGAACAAGCGUUCCUACGCGACCAACAGUGCGUCCAUCGACUCAGAAAAUUCGGCCGUACCUCACCCCGAGAAUCAGGACCACAACGAGCACGUCGACGGUCAGCACUAGCACCUCGCUGCCGCCGAAGAACGUGGGCAACACUGCGGAAUUGCCCGCAACGGUGAGAGAGACCGUCUCGAGGAGGCCGAGCAUCGGGCUAAACAAACACGCGCCGUCUUCGUCGGUGGCGAACGAUGCCGGCAGCGAUCAUCCGCAGGACAACGAGAUAUCCGGAAGCGGCGUGGAUCACGCUCAGGCGGGAAUCAAUGCGGCUGUGCCGGAACCGUCCGGUCCCUUCCGAGUGGAUAGCGCCGAGCUGCCUAGCGGCGCCCAUCAAGCCAAGCUGAAUCUGGGCGCCGUGAUCGCCCUAGGAGUGUUCGGCGGCUUUGUGUUCCUCGCCGCGGUGAUCACGACGGUCGUUAUACUGAUACGCAGAAACCGCGGAAGAAGCAGCAAGCAUUACCGUCAUCGUGCGUCGCCCGACUGCAACACCGUCGCCAGUUUCGACAGCAGUUCCUCGGAGAGCCGAGGAGGUCUGAAUCGCUACUACCGCCAAGCCUGGGAGAAUCUGCACGAGACCGCCGGCCACAAGGCCAAUCAUCCGCCGCUCCGUCGCAAGGAGACCCUGGAUGAACCAGGAUACCGAGAGAACUUCCGCGGUAACAACACCGAACGCGACGGCUCGGAAUUGGUCGUCAGCGACGUCGCCGCUUAUCCGUCCAACAAGCACGCCAGCAUCUCCGACAAGAAGCGCCAUCAUCACCAUCAUCAUCAUCAUCACGGAAGCGCGACGCCCGAUUGGAGACAGUCGCAAUCCCAUCAUAGAUACUAAAGCGAUAUUAAACGCAAGAUAGAACUGUAAAACGGGCGAAAGAAAAUUUUAUCAUUGAAACGUACGCGCUACAUCAUCAUCUGCACUCGCGGACGAUGAUUUGUAGGAAAUGUGCAGAGAGUCCAUAGCGGAUGUUCGCAAUAUAUAUACUGUCGUCGCGGGUUUAAAGAUCUUCCUUAAACGAGGGAGCACAGCGAAACUUCCACUAAGUACCUAGGUAAAGAUAUCGAGAACGGGAGUAGCCGAAAUAGAUCCUGCAUAUAUUGUUCUGUUAUGUCAUAAAUUAUUUAUCGUCAGUCUGUUACAAAAUGUAAAUAUUAUAUAUGCUAUAGUUUAAAAGUAAGAUGGAUCGUCGCUCGCGUGAAUGGAUUGUUGUAAGGAGAAUAGUAGGAGCUGGUCAGAGGAUAUGCCAAAAAAGCAAAAGAAGUAAUAUCUAAAUAACGAUCAAACAGAAACAUUAACAUAAUUCUUAAAGAUAGGUUACUGUAAGAUUUGGGGGUUUAUGUAACUUUUUACACGUUCGAAAACAAUUGUCUACGGAGAUAUUGAAACGACAAAAUUUUGUAUCCGUUAUGGGUACCUUGGCCUCGCUUUAAAAGGAUUACUAUGUUUCCAGGAAAACAGGAUACUGCAUAUAGGCAUCAUUAAGGAAAGGCCGAUGUUAUCCAUUUAAAAGUGAAAAAAAAUAUCGCGCUUCGCGGUGCGCAAAUAAACGAGAAUAUAAAGGCGAACAAACUUCAUGAAGAUCAAUAUAUGAUUGCCUUGUGGAUUGCUAUGUUAUAUAUUUUCAAUAUAUACUUUUAUCGAAUUUGUAUUAUAAAUAUGUAACGCUAGUUCGAUUAUUACUUGUCGAACGUUUCUAUCAACCUCAUUGGAAUUAAUAUCUAAUUAAGAAAUAAUGCAAUUUUUUUUUGCAAUCGCAAUAUUUUUAUUUAUUGAUUGAAUUAAAUGUACAUUAACUUUGUAUAUGUAUUUCCGUGAUUCUAUUUAUCGCAAUUAAUUAAAUUAAAUUAAUUAAUGAUAGUGCCAUUUGGGGCAAACUUGUUUGAUCUAUCGAACAAGCAAUUUUGUCAUUCAAACAUGGUACAUGAUGAUGGAU